Messenger RNA from Xenopus laevis (African clawed frog), 924 nucleotides. RefSeq names its product olfactory receptor 13C8. Lineage: Eukaryota; Metazoa; Chordata; Amphibia; Anura; Pipidae. Bases 1 to 924 code for a protein of 307 amino acids. The record is from RefSeq and is a predicted model, not a curated record. The transcript has a single exon.
AUGGAGAGUACCAACCAAACAGUUAUUCAAGAAUUCAUAUUCAUUGGGUUAUCAAGAAAUCAGACAAUCAAAACUCUCCUUUUUGCGUUAUUUUUCCCAGUGUACAUUUUUACCAUAUUUGGAAAUGGCAUUUUAAUCUUUAUAAUUGCUCGAAGCUCUAACAUACACACCCCGAUGUACUAUUUCCUCUGUAAUUUGGCCUUUCUGGAUACCGUCUUCUCUACAAGUACAGUUCCCAAACUGUUAGUGGAUUUAUUAUUAGUGGAAGGAAGAAUCUCCUACGUCGGGUGCAUGAUACAAAUGUGUAUUGGCCUAUUCCUAGGACAGACAGAAUGUAUCCUGUUGGCAGUAAUGGCCUGUGAUCGCUUUGUAGCCAUCUGUGUUCCACUGCGCUACUCAGUCAUUAUGAGCUGGAAAUGUUGUAAAUGUGUCACAGCUGUUACUUGGGUUCUAAGUUUUCUUUCAAGUAUUCUUCCUAUUUUGUCAAAACCUGUGCUUUUCUGCAGAGAAAACAAACUGAAUCAUUUUGUGUGUGAGCUCUUGGCUGUAGUAAAGCUAGCUUGUGGAGACACAUUGUUUUAUGAAAGAGCAAUCACUUUAACAAGUAUAUUUAGCACGUUGGUACCUUUCAGUUUCAUUGUGGUGUCCUAUAUUUAUAUUCUAAAAUCAGUUCUACAGAUCCGUUCUACAGAGGGGAGAACUAAAGCCUUUUCCACCUGUGCUUCCCAUUUGACUGUCGUCAUAAUGUUCUAUGGGCCAAGUAUGACCUUGUAUCUGGGACCAUCAGGCUACUUUUCAUUCAGUCAGAAGUAUUUAUCUCUUUUUUAUGGGGUUUUGACCCCCAUGUUAAACCCUUUGAUAUACAGUUUGAGAAAUGAUGAAGUUAGGAAAGCAAUAAGAAAAACACUAAUUUUCUCCAGCUAA